This is a messenger RNA of Entamoeba dispar SAW760, 1275 nucleotides long. RefSeq lists its product as uncharacterized. Bases 1 to 1275 code for a protein of 424 amino acids. The record is from RefSeq and is a predicted model, not a curated record. NCBI's taxonomy places the organism in Eukaryota, Evosea, Mastigamoebida, Endamoebidae. The transcript has a single exon.
AUGUUAAGUACUGAAGAACUUAUAAACGAAAAUGAUUCUCAAAAAAAUCUUAUUGACUAUUCUGAAAAUCAAAGAGGUGAUAAUGAUCAGGAAGAAGGAACAAAAACAAUGACCGUAUGGUCAAUACUCAUUCUAAUAAAUAUUAUUGUUUUUCUUCUUUCUUUACAUUCAUCAGUAUUUUUUGAAACCCCAUUGAAAACCAUAGCAACUGAAGUAAGAAAUAAUGUUAGUAAAGCUCAGACAUUUAUAAUGAAUCAACCUAUUGAAAAUGAACCGACAUUAUAUCAAUGGAACAAAGUAGUAGCAGCUACUAUUAAUGAUUAUUUUUUGACACACUCUCAAAUGUUGAGAGAGAGUCAUUCUCUUGGAAAAGCAUUAUUAAACACUUUCAAAACCUUUGACAAUUUUAUAGAACAAGUCUCUCAUGGAAACCAAACAUUUAUAGUUGAUGACAUUGUCAUAUCAAUUGUUAAUUUAAAGAAAUUAUCAACAUACAAUAAAUUUAGAGAUGCUUUGUUAGAAACACAUGUUGGUGUUAUAAAACAAGGACUGUUCACAGCUAAACGAGGACAAGAAUUUAUUCUUCAAUCAACUAAUGAUGGACUCUUCCAUCCAGGGCCAUUUGUUCAAAUUAAACCAAAAAACACAACAAAGGUUAAUUAUUUUGAUCCUGUGUUUUAUGAAGCAGUUGGAUAUGACAAUAAUUUUAUUACUCAAUUAGAUGCCCCUUCUAGAAAAGCAUCAACUUCUGGGGUUGAUGAAUCAGAUAAUACUAAUGGGUCAGGAUUUUUCACUCAAGGAGCAUUCUAUGUUCGAAGUCCUUUUGGUAAUAAAACAUGGCAAAGCCUUGAUUCGUUGUCUAUGAAAAGUGUUAUUCCUGCUAUAUCAAGUAAAUCAAUAAGAACGUGGAUUGCUUGUAAUGACAGUAAUUUAAUUCAAUGUACUAAUUUAAAAUGUAGAAAAGACAGUGGGCUAAAUGGUCAAAGUCGUCAUAACAUUCCCUGUGAUAAGCAGCCCUUUGGGUUAGUUGGUAGUAAAACAUUAGGUGGAUAUCCAAUGAUUAGUUUAGACCAAUUAACAUGGUAUUAUUAUGUUCAAGGAGAUGAUACUCCUUACCUUGUCAAUGGGUCUAUUGCUGAAGAAUUAUUAGAACCAUAUGAAAACACAUUUGUCAAUUAUCAAAAUACAUCCUCACUUGGAUAUGGAGCAAUUUCGUAUGUUGUAUUAUCUGAAAUGGAACGAGUAGUAAAUGUUCAAACUGGAGCGGUUUGUUAA